AUGUCUGCUGAUGAACUAGGAUCCCACUCCAUUAUCGAGUCGAAAAAUGUCUCAUCGGACAUCAUAGUUAUUCAAGCUAGCUCUACAACAUCAACUGAAGAGGCAGCUGGUCAGCCAAGUUUCGCCAGCGAUGAACCUUGUACAGUUCAACUGGAGUCGAACGAAGAGCAUCUUUCUUCAAACGAAGAUCAUCCCAUUGUUAAACUUAAAGACCAGUGUCCCGAAAUAGAAAUCAGUCUUAGCACGUCUAACGAUGAAAUCUCGUGUGCUUUACUGCAAAGAAAACAGCCCCUCAUGGAGCUUGUCAGUUCAGAGGAAGGCUAUGUUCGACGUUUGAAGCUAGUGAAGGACUUCUACAUACCUGCGGUUUCUGCUCCUAGUACAGCUCCCUCAGGUGUUGAUAACAAUCCCUCAGGCACAGUAGGUCCAAUAACUCACAGUGAUUCGCAGAACCCACCGCCAGUUGCUCCAGAGGAUCUAGCUGCAAGGUGGAAAUAUCAAAAAAAUUUAUGA
This is a messenger RNA of Trichobilharzia szidati, 513 nucleotides long. The record is from the annotation of a GenBank genome assembly. NCBI's taxonomy places the organism in Eukaryota, Metazoa, Platyhelminthes, Trematoda, Strigeidida, Schistosomatidae.